Paraglomus brasilianum is the source of this 534-nucleotide messenger RNA. The record is from the annotation of a GenBank genome assembly. NCBI's taxonomy places the organism in Eukaryota, Fungi, Glomeromycota, Glomeromycetes, Paraglomerales, Paraglomeraceae.
CGUGAUAUGCAACAAUAUAUAAACACGGACACGUUCCCUCUCAUAACACUGAUGACAUGGACCCCACCACUUACUAUUACCUUGGAUGAUGUUCCUAAUUCAUUUAUUGGUCAGUGUGUAAAGAAGAAUAGAAAAGCUACGGAAGAUGAGAUCAUUAAUGCAUAUUUAGAGCAACAAGAUCUCGGGUUUUCCGCAGAAGAGACAGUCGCAGUUCAGAAUGCUUUCAAUCGCGACCUCAACGUCUGGAAAGUCGUCCCUUUGUUCCCUGCAACACCCAGAUUGACUAUCACAAAAGAUUUAGAGGACGUUGAUGAAGGACAAUUGCUAGGACAAUCACUGGCCAAGUAUGUUGCCUAUCUGUAUGCUUGUAUUGAACAUUUAACCAAGUGUGAUGUGUUGCCAGAUGCAUUUUUAAAGCAGCAAGAUCGCCAGUUCUGGCUCGGGAUUAAGAAUCAGAUGGCAGAACUACAGGAGUGGAUUCAUAUUGCAUCAAAGGAUAUGGCAGGAUGUGAAACAGAAUUUGUAUCAAAUUGA